UCUCGGUAUUCUUGUCGUAUGCGGUCUACCGCACACUUGUCAUCUACCACACAUGUUCCUAUAAGUCACAUGCGGUCUACCACACGUCCACACACUUUUUAUCUACUUAUGAUUAUUUUCAAUGAUUCGACGGCAAUGACGAUUAAGUUUUAUCUUAACGAUGUGAUUUCUAUAUCAAUAAUAAAAUACCUGCUAUAAUAAAACUUGGGUCCUGCCAAAAUCGUGACUGUAGUCGUAUACGUAAAAGAUAAUCAUUUCAGUUUGUGCUGUAAUACCUACGUGAUCAGUUUUUCUUCAUUUUAUUUACUGCACUUUUUAAAAUUAUGUUAGCCAAACAUUUCAAUGUAAUUAUCCAAUCAGAGGAAAAUACCAUAGCUUUUUUAAAGGAAAAAGAACUUAUUGAAACCGAUAAUCAUCCUUGUGUACACUGUGGUUCGCUAACCAAAUAUUAUACUCGCAAAGAACGGGGAAAAGAACGAAUUGUGAUACGAUGCACUAAGAAAGGUUGCCAAAGAACUCAAUCCGUCCGUAAAGGUAACACUUUUUUCACAUACAAAGAUAAAAAUGGUCGAUGUAAUAGUGGGUUAUCGUUGUCCGAUAUUUUAGAGUUAGCUUAUUAUUGGUGUCUUGAAAUACCACAAAAUACCAUAAUUAAAUUAACAGGACGAGGAAGUCACACAGUGCACGACUGGAUGAAUUUAUGUCGUGACAUACCGGUAGCUGCUUUUGAAAAAAGAAGGAAAAUGGGAGGUACAAAUACUAUUGUUCAAGUCGAUGAAUCUUUAAUGCGUGGUAAAAGAAAGUACAACAGAGGACGAUUAUUAGGGGCUGAUAUUGCUACUGAAAAUGUGGAUGUAAACGAGGUGAGCGACGAAGAGGAACCCGAUUUUAGUAAUAGAAAUUAUGGAAAAAAACUUACUGGUCCAUGGGUGUUUGGAAUGUGUCAAAAAGACGAAAAUGGUGUUAUCGAGGCAAGAUACUUUGUUGUAGAAAAAAGAGACAGGCAGACACUGCAUGAAAUAAUUCAAAAUGAAAUUGAAAUUGGUACAGAAAUACACUCAGAUGAAUGGCUUGCAUACAAGACAUUAGAAACUAAAGGGUAUUUACAUAAAACCGUUAACCAUUCCCAAUUUUUUGUCGAUCCUAUCAAUGGUGCACACACACAGCGCAUAGAAAGUUUAUGGGGAGGUUUAAAACUUCGAAUCGUAAAAAAAAUGCAUGGUACAUCACCAUUAUUGCUGCCCUCGUAUUUAGCGGAACAAUGGUGGCGUCUAAGAAACAGCAAUGAUGAUAUAUUUGAAUGUUUUUUAAGAGACGUAAAGUUAUAUUGUACCUAAUUUAAAUAAUAAAAAUGUAGAUUAUUUAGACAUAGUAUAGUAUUUUUUGAUUCUUAUACAUAUUGACAUAUUAUAUUAUUUUAUUUGUUUUUAUAAUUAUUAUUCGAUUUGCAUACAUAGUGACAUACUGUAUUAUUUUAUUUGUUUUUAUAAUUAUUAUUCGAUUUGCAUACAUAGUGACAUACUGUAUUAUUUUAUUUGUUUUUAUAGUUAUUAUUCGAUUUGCAUACAUAGUGACAUACUGUAUUACCUAUUUUAUUUGUUGUUAUAAUUAUUAUUCGCUUUAGAUGAUUAUUUUAUAUUUCGAUUAUUUUUGACGUGUAUUAUUUUAUUUAAUUAUUUUUAAUACAUAUUGUGUGUCAUUAAAUUAAAUAUAAUAUAAUUAAACCUAUGUUAUAGACCGCAUAUGACACAGUGGCUGAACUGAUGGCCUGCAGACCCCGCGCUGCGGGGGAGAACAUAUAGUAAAUUUGGGGCCUUUGGUUAUAGGGUUAUAUUUGGUUUAACAAUAUUUUUGGGGCCCAUUUUUUAUUUUUGUGAGGGAGCCCAAAUUUUUUUGCUAUGCCACUGAUAUGACGUAUAAAAUCAUGUGUGGUAGACGGUAAGUGUGCGGUAGACCGCAUAUGACAUGUAGAAACGUGAGGUAGACCGCAUACGACAAGAAUAC
This is a messenger RNA of Aphis gossypii (cotton aphid), 2004 nucleotides long. RefSeq lists its product as uncharacterized. The coding region runs from base 324 to 1337 and encodes 337 amino acids. The transcript has a single exon. Lineage: Eukaryota; Metazoa; Arthropoda; Insecta; Hemiptera; Aphididae. The record is from RefSeq and is a predicted model, not a curated record.